Molecule: messenger RNA, 613 nt
Organism: Chara braunii
Lineage: Eukaryota; Viridiplantae; Streptophyta; Charophyceae; Charales; Characeae
Source: the annotation of a GenBank genome assembly
ACACGUGUCCUCGGGGCAACGACGGCGGGGAUUGACAGAAGAGGGGAGACGAAGUUGGAAUGAAGCACGCUGACGUGGCACUGUACGGUGGUGCUAUGGGCGAUCGCGAUCCCGACCGUCGUGGCGACGAAGCAGGAGGAGGAGGAGGAGGAGGAGGAGGAGGAGGAGGAGGAUGUGGGAGAGGGAGGAGAGUACUGGUGGGUGAUGGCUGUGGACGUCCGUGUGACUGUGGGAAGGAGGCGGUCGACGGCUUCUCAAUGGCAUUGCCAGAUCGAGGCGCUCUCUCCAAAGAGGGGCAACAAAGAGGAGGAGGAGGAGGAGGAGGAGGAGGGGAUAGGGGAGGCGAAUGGAAGGACACUGGGGGGAGUAAGAAGAGCUUGCAGUCAGCAGGAGUGACAUGGCAGCAGUACGAGACCAAUCAAGAGGGACGAUGCUGUCCGACGUGGCGGUUGCAGCUCAAGAACGUUAAUUACUCUGACCGUUUUGACAAGGCCAUCGCCUCAGAGGAAAGGCUACCAGCCGGGCUGCCCGGGUGACCUUCUUUGCCCGGGCGGCCCAGCCGUGCAAGGGCCAAAGUAGGUCCCAGCAAAAAAAACAAAAAAAACAAAAUCGA